Messenger RNA from Symbiodinium pilosum, 300 nucleotides. The record is from the annotation of a GenBank genome assembly. NCBI's taxonomy places the organism in Eukaryota, Dinophyceae, Suessiales, Symbiodiniaceae.
AUGGCUGAGGACACGGACAUUGAUGGUCUCGGUGGGCCUGUGGAGAGCCGUCCAUGGAUGCACAGCAGGACGCCGUCCCGAGACCUCAUUACGUCCUACCAGGAGAGCCCGGAGUCAGUGGGAAUGCCUAGGCUGGUGCCGUCACAGGUUGCUCCCGGACCUACCAAAAUUAGCAUCCCGAAGGAUGUCGACGUAACCAGCGUGGAGGAGUUUUGGCAGCGAAGGGAGGGCCCUCGCGAUGUCAGUAGUUUCUUCUCCUUUGACCACUUGGCCCAAGACCAGGUGACCUCUGUGAGCUGA